Messenger RNA from Angiostrongylus costaricensis, 981 nucleotides. Lineage: Eukaryota; Metazoa; Nematoda; Chromadorea; Rhabditida; Metastrongylidae. The record is from the annotation of a GenBank genome assembly.
AUGGAAACGUUGGACUAUCCGGAAUUUCUCGAUAGGCAUUACACCAAAAUUGAACCUGGGGCACACAAGAUUCAGUACACGAUGGCGGAAUAUCAUACGGUCACUCAAGACGCAAAUCUACUACUAUCAUCCGAAAAAACACUAAUUGACGUUGAUCCACCAAUUGUUAUUGUCGGUGAUAUUCAUGGCCAAUUCAACGAUCUCCUGAAUAUGUUUCUGCUCAUUGGUCGCCCACCAGAGAAACGCUAUUUAUUCUUAGGAGAUUACGUGGACCGUGGAAUGAUGUCCUUAGAAUGUAUUAUGCUUCUACUCGCCUACAAGGUCUGUUAUCCCACAUCCGUUUACCUGCUACGGGGAAACCAUGAAUGCGCUCGUGUGAAUAGAAAAUAUGGAUUCUGGAGCGAAUGCAUAAAACAUUUAGGUGUAAAAGGCGAAACGGUAUGGGCAAUGUUUCAGCGAUGCUUUAACAACAUGCCAGUGUCGGCAUUGGUAGCAACAAAGAUUCUAUGCAUGCACGGAGGCCUAUCACCUAGUUUAGACACUCUUGAUGAUGUUCGGAACACUCAGAAACCAAUAAGAAAUCCAUUUCGUGGUGUAAUCAACGACAUGCUCUGGGCUGAUCCCGAUAUGAGUAUUCUGGAUUGGCGCACCAGCAGUCGAGGUUCGGGAUUCGCCUUUGGAACACACGUUAUUGAUGAUGUUUGUGAACGUCUAGGUUUGGAACUUAUUGUACGAGCUCACCAGAUGUGUCUCGACGGCUUUUGGUUGACUCCAAAUAGACGACUUCUCACUCUAUUUUCGGCACCAAUGUACUGUAACUUGUAUAGAAAUGCUGGAACAGUACUAGACGUCGAUGAACACUUGCGAUGUCAGCUUAUAUCUAUGAUGCCUGAAUCUCGAGGAUGUCAUGAGCGUGUGAUGAAGCAAAACCGACUUUGGGACGAAACAGUCGACUUGAUCUAUGAAAGGACCGCUGCGUGA